Molecule: messenger RNA, 2600 nt
Organism: Drosophila subpulchrella
Lineage: Eukaryota; Metazoa; Arthropoda; Insecta; Diptera; Drosophilidae
Gene: mthl15
Product: probable G-protein coupled receptor Mth-like 3
Exons: 7
Coding region: 297-2438 (713 amino acids)
Biological process (GO): G protein-coupled receptor signaling pathway; cell surface receptor signaling pathway
Cellular component (GO): membrane
Molecular function (GO): G protein-coupled receptor activity
Source: RefSeq, a predicted model, not a curated record
UAUAACUUAUUUGCACAAGCUUACGAAUCCAUAAAUGUGUUCCUUAUAUACAUCGAUUUCUAGCACUGUGUGCGUGUAGACCAAAUGUUUACCCAUAAACAUUCGCAUUUGCUCGCGAAGGAAUGGUGAAGACUUCAGUUCGUUAAAUCCGCCAACUGCAUGCGGUUCGAAGUUUAUAUUGCUAUUGCCCGAUAACGAUUCGAUGAUAAGAUAUGAAAAGUCCGUUCUAAGAAAAGAUACAAACAUUACACAAGCUGAGAAAUUGGUCAUUGAGAAUCAAAUCCAAGGCGUAAACAAUGAUCGUCGGACUAAGUUUAGUGUGCCUGAUUUUAAGUGGCAUUUCAAAAGUGUUUGCCGUUCAAAUAUGUUGCGGCCCAAAUUCGGUACUAUUUAAAUAUCUCGGAUCGGAUAAUUCGGAAAUAUUCGAGUGUGCUUCCGCCGAAAGAAACCUCAAAGAGUUUCCGGAUCUAACCCAAGUGAUAGGCAAAAUGAUAGCCCCAAAAGGCCUUGGAUUGGAGGCACCCAAUGAGUCAAGCAAUCAAUUCCAGCUAUCAAAGUGCAAAAACUUUACGAGCCUAAAUCUAAGUGAACUAAGUGAGAGUACCUUGUAUCUACGAAAUAACUCAUGCAUUGGGCUAUUAAACAAACGUCUCAUCGUUUUAUCUUGUGAAUUUGAAAAGAAUGUGCCGUCUCAAAGUGUUGGAUUUGUAAACAAGUGCUGCCCACAGGGAUUUAUUUACGUUUCCGAAAAUAAUACAUGCAUACUUGGCGCAAACGAUUUCUUUGUUUAUACUUCUAUCAUCAGCAGUCCAAUUAUAUUUUUUGAUAACGCCUUAAACUGUUCGGAGAACAAGGCUCUGGUGGAAUAUACGGUGUCCUCGGAAAAAGUGCGAUUCAAUAACAAUUCCUUGGUUUGGAGAGAUGGAUCUAAUAGUUUGCCAGUAUCUAAGUUUUGCAUCGAAGCCAUUUAUGACUCGUAUGCUUUGGAGCGAAGAAAAGUUUCGGAUCAAAAAUAUCUUGUUCGAGCAUGUCAGGAAUCCAAAAUUUGCCAAAAAAUUCCGUGCAUUAGACGAUGCUGUGCCGAAGGUGAAAUGUAUGCAAAGGGAAAUACCAGUACCUACUGCAAGAAUGAUGGAACCCAAAUGAAGUUCGAGGGUUUCCAGAACCUCAAUAUAAACGCAAAUUUCUCAAAACCAUCUGAUUUUGGAUUGGUUCAUGGCCUGCAAUGCCAAAAAUUUCGUUUGGAUCCGGAUAAUUUUCCAGAUGAUGCGCAUACAAUUAGUGCUUCCAAUGGAUCACUUAUUAUUCACAAUACUUCGAAAAUGUAUGCAAUUAAUCAGUAUUGUGUGGAAAGGGUCAGACCCAAUCAAAAGCUUUACACAUUUCUUUGUUUUGAUACAAAGGUAGUGGGCAAUGACCGCAUUCGCUUCAAAAUGUAUCCCAUUGGACUUCUCAUAUCUUGUUGCUUUUACGCACUCACUUUGAUUGUUUAUAUAUCAAUUGCCAAACUUCGAAAUCUUCCUGGAAAAAUUCUUAUUUGUCUUGUAAGCAGUUUAUUUUUGGCAUAUCUAGGAAUUGCCUUGGGCCAGUUGAAGCCCACCUCGAAUGACGACAUCUGUUUCUUCUCUGGAUUUUUCGUGUAUUUUUGCUUAAUGGCUGCUUUUUCUUGGAUGAAUAUUACUUCCUUUGACAUAUGGAAAACUUUCGGAUCAACAAAAAUCAAAAGCUGCGAAAAAAGUGACCUGAGAAGACAAUUUAUUUGGUAUUCUUGUUAUGGUUGGGGAUUACCAACUCUCCUAACGACAAUAACUAUAGCAUUUACAAAAUCCGAUAUCUUACCGGAUGUAGUUCGACCUAAUUUUGGACACGGUCGUUGCUGGUUUACAUAUGAUUCUUUUGGAUCAGCUAGCUUGUUAUUCUUUUCGGGACCAGUUGGAAUUCUUUUUAUAUUCAAUUUGGUCCUGUUUCUUCUUACAAUGAAGUAUUGCAACAAAGUGAAAAACGAAAUAUACAAGAUGCAGAGCUUAAACAGUGAUAAGCCAGUACUGAAAAGGCGAUUCUUUCAGGACAAAACCAGAUUUGUUAUGAACACAAAACUGUGCUUUGUUAUGGGCAUCACUUGGCUUUUGGAAUUAGUGAGCAUUGUGUUUUAUGAUCAUAAAACAACAUUUUUCUGGACCAUCAGUGAUUCGUUCAAUGUGCUUCUUGGAAUAUUUGUUUUUAUCAUCUUUGUUUUUAAACGGAGAAUUUAUAAUGAGAUUUUGGUAAAGUUUGGUUUGCAGUCAAGCCCCAGCACUACAUCGACUAGAAAUCGCCUUGGUUUAACCAAAUCAUAUGCCCCAACUAGCACAGCAAUGACAACGCUUCGAUCUUCUCCAGGCAGCUGUGAAGCGGUACGAAAAACCUCAUCGAAAUCCGAAAAUGAAGUUAUGCUUUAGACGGUUAAAUUAAUUAUUGACUAUUUAUAAUUUGUAGAGCCUUAUGAAACUAGUCCCUCAGUUUAAACAUUAAAAAUAAUGUCUAACUUAGCUGUGAACCGAAAUUUUAAGUUUAUAAGUAAUGUUUAUUUUUUUACACAUGUUAUACAUUACAACCAAAAA